Messenger RNA from Mytilus trossulus (common blue mussel), 1470 nucleotides. RefSeq names its product ankyrin-1-like. NCBI's taxonomy places the organism in Eukaryota, Metazoa, Mollusca, Bivalvia, Mytilida, Mytilidae. The coding region runs from base 1 to 1470 and encodes 489 amino acids. The record is from RefSeq and is a predicted model, not a curated record. The transcript is spliced from 3 exons. Gene Ontology annotation, molecular function: protein binding.
AUGGCAGAUUCAAAAUUUCAAGAUGAAACACUUCAAGAAUGGGGAAGGAAACUUAACAAAAUUGUUAUAACAAGAGCCAUAGAGUACAUAUACCAGAAAAUCUUGGAAAGAAACGUAAUUGUUAUAGUAGGACCGACCGGUUCAGGUAAAUCAACAAUUGCUUAUUAUGCGGCAUUCCGAUUACAGAAAGAAAGCGGUUAUACAAUCAUUCCUGCCAGACAAUCAGUAGACAUAACAAACUACUAUGUUCAAGGAACAAAACAAGUUUUCAUCAUCGAUAAUUUUAUCGGACAGUAUACCGUUGAUGAAACAGAUGUAGGUAUAUGGGGGGAAAAUGAACCAGUGCUCAAGAUGAUUUUGAGCAAAAACGAUGACACAAAACUUAUUCUUACAAGCAGAACAUAUAUUUGGCAACCAGAACAGUAUUCAUGUUUAAGUUUGGAUGCGUGUAUGUGUGAUUUAUUAUCUGAUCCCAUUAGUCUAUUACUGACUGAAAGAAGGGGUAUAUGUCAGUCUUAUUUGAACCAGGAUGAAGUCAAAGCUUUGAAAGACGAAACAUUGUUGAUGAAAGGACAUAUAGAAAUUGUACAAAACUUAAUUAAAAACAAAUCUAUCAUUGACUUUGAAAACAAUGAGGGAUUGAAGCCAUUUGUUUAUGCUUGUGAAAACAAUGCUACAGCUGUUGCCAAGGUCUUGUUGCAUCAUUGUGGUAAGUGGAUAAACGUAAAUGAGAAAUAUAAGAAAAGGAACAAUGGAAGCGUUCUACACAUAGUAUGUGCAAAAGGAUUUGUAAAUCUUGUGCUUUUAUUGCUUCAAAAUAAUGCAAACAUAGAUAUACAAGAUGGUAGUGGGUGUACACCGUUACAUGUAGCGAAUUCAAGUGCUGUAGCGAAAGCUUUGCUAGAUGGUAAUGCAAACAUCAACCAAGUAGAUUUCUUUGGUAGAAGUCCUUUAUAUAUAGCCUGUAGUACAAAACAGGAAAGGGUUGCUAAACUUCUAAUUGAGAAAAAAGCUGAGAUCAACCAGAAAGCGAAAACUGAAUCGCGACCUCUUCAUGCUGCUUGUCAAUCUGAAAGUAUCGAAAUAGUAAAAAUUCUUGUAGAAAACGGUGCUACAAUAAACAGUGCAAAACCAGGCAUCUCACCAUUGCAUGAAGCAUGCAGAGUUGGCAAUGAGAGUAUAGUAAACUUCUUGAUUGAAUCAAAUGCAUCAAUUAACCACAAAACGAAAGAUGGUUUAACGCCUCUCCAUGAAGCAUGCAUCCAUGGGCAUAUUAACGUUACUAGAAUUCUUUUGAAAAGUAAAGCCAAUGUUAAUGAGGCAAAUAAAUAUGGCUCGACGGCACUUUCGUUUAGUAAUGUCAAUGGUUUUAGUACAGUAGUUGAUUUGUUACUACAACAUGGAGCAACUGUGAAUGUAUGUGAUGAAGAUAAGUUAAGCCCAUUGAUGUCUGCAUGUGAGGAGGAUUAA